Photinus pyralis (common eastern firefly) is the source of this 792-nucleotide messenger RNA. RefSeq lists its product as uncharacterized. The record is from RefSeq and is a predicted model, not a curated record. NCBI's taxonomy places the organism in Eukaryota, Metazoa, Arthropoda, Insecta, Coleoptera, Lampyridae. Bases 131 to 775 code for a protein of 214 amino acids. The transcript has a single exon.
CCCCGCCGCCAUCGAGGUUCUCGCGCCAUCGCGCUCUGCGACGUCACCCUGCCUACCAUCACCGGCCGUUCUCCCCGGGAGGGGCGAUAUAAUUACCACCGAUCCAGCCGAGGAACUUCCGAGUCGCGACAUGCUUCCACCACGACUCCGAGAGGAUGCCUCCUUCCUCGCCCGGCUGCGUAUUUUAAAGAGCGGGGCCGGUGAAGCAACGACCGAGAGGCUCCUCCAUGCUGCCUUAUCAGGCACGAUUCCAGACCUGGAGAGUGCCAUCCAGGCGUAUAUGGAAGUCCGCUUUCCUGUCCGACAGAGGAAGCCGCCUAAAACACACACUAGGCCCAUACCACCACCGCCACCAGCACGCUACGACGAGCAUCUCAAUUCGCCAAGGCGCAAGAUCUCGAUAUUAGACGGCAAACCUCUGUCGGCCGAAGAGGCCUCUCCCCCAAUGGCCGACGUCGAAGGCUUCUACAAAGCCAUUUUCACCAGGCCAUCACCUCCGGACCAGGAGCCAAUUCAAGACAACCCGGAGCCAUCCAAGGCGGUAUACGUCCCAGUCACGACCGAAGAGAUCGAGGCCGCCAAGCGCGGUUGGUCCAACUCCGCGUCAUCACGAUCUCGCAAGUGCGAAACUGCCCCGCCAAACAUCUCGAAGCACUCUACAACGCCUUUUUAUACCGGCGUUAUACUCCAGCUUAAUGGCGCGCCUCGCGAACGGUCCUUAUCCCCAAGGACGGUGACAGGAGAAGUCCCGAAAAGUGGCGUCCCAUCACUAUAGGGUCCGCGCUGCAACGU